Molecule: messenger RNA, 228 nt
Organism: Prunus armeniaca (apricot)
Lineage: Eukaryota; Viridiplantae; Streptophyta; Magnoliopsida; Rosales; Rosaceae
Source: the annotation of a GenBank genome assembly
AUGAUUGCUUUUGAUAAGUUGCUAGGGACUGGAAUGGAUACGCAGGAUACAUCUCCUUCAGUGUUGCUAUUCUUUGACAAGCAAAGAUUUAUAUUUAAUGCUGCUGGAAAGGGAUUGCAACGGUUCUGCACAGAGCAUAAGAUUAAGUUAUCAAAGGAGAAAUGGAGACUUAAAGAGAGAAGUUAUGGAUCUGAUAAGGGUUUAGGGUUUAGGGUUUACUAUCUCUAA